AUGACAAGAACGCUAUCAGACUCAGCCAAGCAUGGCAUCCGGACCAGCAUGGACGACGUCACCGCCGACCCUCACAAAAUCCCUGGAUGCGUCGCGGUAGUCGUCGAUAGAGAUGGGAAAACCGUCUUUUCGCACGCCAGUGGGAAAAAGGGCAUCGACACCAAUGAGCCCAUGAGCCUCGACGACGUUUUCUGGAUCGCAUCGUGCACGAAAAUGAUUGGCGGCAUCGCAGCGAUGCAAUUAGUCGAGCAGGGGAGGCUGGCGCUUGAUGAUGCUGAUUUGGUGGAGCGAUAUUGUCCGGAGCUCAAGACUAUUCGGAUUUUGAAGGGCAUCGAUGAGAAUUGCAAGGCGGAGACGGUGGCGAAGAAGAAUCGGAUCACGCUAAGGAUGUUGUUGAACCAUACUGCUGGCUUUGAGUACACCUUCUUCAACGACACUGUCCGGCUCUAUGGCCAACCAGCUGGCAUUGACGAAUUCGACUGCCAUCCGAGUGGCGUCCUAGGUCAACCCCUGACCUUUGAGCCAGGCACCGACUGGGCAUACGGAGUCGGCAUAGACUGGGCAGGCACACUCAUCGAGCGCGCAACAUCCAUGUCCCUGAACGAAUACUUCCAAACCCACAUCUUCGCCCCGCUCGACCUCCACCACAUCACCAUGUUCCCCACCCCGCAGAUGAAAGCCACCCUGGCCCACAUGCACCAAAAGACCCCCGGCCACGUACGGGCCCGAGACCACCUCUACCGCCGACCCCUGAUCGCCACCCCGGCCGAAGUCCCCGGCAUCUACAACUCCGCCGGCGCGGGCUGCUUCGGCCGGCCCACGGACUACGCGCAGAUCCUCGCCGCCUUGCUCAACGGUGGGACUUCCCCCGCGACGGGGAAUCGGAUCUUGGCGGAGGAGAGCGUGGAGGAGAUGUUCACGAACCAGAUCCCGGCGUUCCCGGAUUUUGGCCGAAAGGGGAUCCGGACGGCGAAACCGACGUAUACGAACGAUAUACCGGAUUUCUAUCCUCAGCCCGAGGAGCAGCCGCAGGGGUGGGGUUUGACGUUUAUGCUGACGAUUCACGAGGCGGCUACGGGGAGAGGGAAGAAUACGGCGUGGUGGGCUGGACUGCCGAAUUUGUUUUGGUGGUGCGAUAGAGAGAAUGGUGUUGCGGGGAUCAUUGCAACGCAGAUUCUACCUUUUUGUGAUGCCGAUGUUAUUGGACUUUGGGCCAAUAUUGAGAGUGCUGUUUACAAAAAUUUGGAAUAG
Molecule: messenger RNA, 1251 nt
Organism: Letharia columbiana
Lineage: Eukaryota; Fungi; Ascomycota; Lecanoromycetes; Lecanorales; Parmeliaceae
Exons: 7
Coding region: 1-1251 (416 amino acids)
Source: RefSeq, a predicted model, not a curated record